Cololabis saira (Pacific saury) is the source of this 10130-nucleotide messenger RNA. RefSeq names its product ATP-binding cassette, sub-family C (CFTR/MRP), member 9 (gene abcc9). NCBI's taxonomy places the organism in Eukaryota, Metazoa, Chordata, Actinopteri, Beloniformes, Belonidae. The transcript has 43 exons. Gene Ontology annotation, molecular function: ATP binding; ABC-type transporter activity; ATP hydrolysis activity. Gene Ontology annotation, biological process: transmembrane transport; potassium ion transport. Gene Ontology annotation, cellular component: membrane. Bases 167 to 4948 code for a protein of 1593 amino acids. The record is from RefSeq and is a predicted model, not a curated record.
CCUGUCACCUUUGCUUCAGCAUAAACCACAACAUUGAAAAAAAGCGCAAGGAUUAAGGAAAUUCCGGGAAAGACGCUUUGACCCAAAAUCUGCGUCAGAGUCUGGCUUUUGGAAAUGAAACCUCGUCAGUGAGGAUUGUUUAUUUCGAGGUUUGGUCCAGGCUCGCAUGGAGCCGCUGGAUGGUGGAAUGGGCUUAUCGUUUUGUGGCAACAACAGGAACAUUAACGCCUACAGCGUGGAGAAUGGCGUGCUGAACAAUGGCUGUUUCGUGGAUGCUCUCAACCUGGUUCCUCAUGUCUUCCUGCUUUUCAUCACCUUCCCCAUCCUCUUCAUUGGAUGGGGCAGUCAGAGCUCAAAGGUGCAGAUCCACCAUAACACGUGGCUUCAUUUCCCCGGCCACAACAUGAGAUGGAUCCUCACCUUCUUGCUGCUGUUUGUCCACGUGUGUGAGUUUGCGGAGGGCAUCGUCUCCAACAAUGUGAUGGAUAGCAACCACCUUCAUCUCUUUAUGCCAGCAUUCAUGGGUUUCAUCGCAGCCACUACAUCCGUGGUUUACUACCACAACAUAGAAACAUCCAACUUCCCCAAACUGCUGCUUGUCCUUUUCAUCUACUGGGUGUUGGGCUUCAUCACAAAGUCCAUUAAGCUGUGGAAGUUUGCAGAGUUCAGUGUUGGACCACAACAUCUGAGGUUCUGCAUCACGGCUCUGCUAGUCAUCCUGUACGGACUUCUGAUGGCUGUGGAGAUAAAUGUCAUCCGAGUCAGGAAAUACGUAUUCUUUGCCAACCCUCAGAAGGUGAAGCCACCUGAAGAUUUGCAGGAUUUAGGGGUUCGCUUUCUGCAGCCGUUUGUCAACCUCCUCUCUAAGGCAACAUAUUGGUGGAUGAAUCCUCUCAUCAUGGGAGCCCAUAAGCGGCCAAUAGAGCUCAAGAAGAUUGGCAAGCUGCCCAUCGCGAUGAGGGCCCUCACCAACUACCUGCGGCUCAAAGAUGCCUAUGAGGAUCAGAGGACAGCUGAAGACCCGGAGCGAGCGCCAUCAAUCUGGCGCUCCAUGUAUCGAGCGUUUGGCCGUCCCAUCCUCCUCAGUAGCACCUUCCGGUACUUGGCAGACCUGCUUGGCUUCGCUGGUCCGCUCUGCAUCUCUGGCAUAGUGGAGUACAUGAACAAAAAGGAUGAUGUUGCAUCAGGAGACAGUAAUAAGGAAAAGCAUUUAGGAGUCUACUUCAUGUCUACAACGGAGCUUCUGCAGAACAGCUCAGUCCUGGCUGUUCUGCUCUUCUUGGCUUUAAUCCUCCAGAGGACCUUCCUGCAGGCCUCGUACUAUGUCACCAUAGAAACGGGCAUCAACCUGCGGGGAGCUCUGCUGGCGAUGAUUUACAACAAAAUCCUGCGCCUGUCCACCUCCAACAUGUCCAUGGGGGAAAUGACACUGGGGCAGAUCAACAACCUGGUGGCCAUAGAGACCAACCAGCUGAUGUGGUUCCUUUUCCUCUGCCCUAACCUGUGGGCUAUGCCCGUGCAGAUCGUGAUGGGGGUGAUCCUUCUCCAGUACUUAUUGGGCUUUAGUGCUUUUGUAGGAGCGGCUGUCAUAGUUCUGCUGGCUCCAGUUCAGUAUCUCAUAGCCACAAAACUGGCAGAGACACAGAAAAGCACACUGGAACACUCCACAGAUCGGCUGAAAAAGACGACGGAGAUCUUAAAGGGCAUAAAGAUGCUGAAGCUGUAUGCCUGGGAGAAUAUCUUCUGUGACAGUGUGCUGGAGACCAGAGGCAAAGAACUCACCAGUCUCAAGACAUUUGCCAUCUACACAUCGCUGUCCAUUUUCAUGAACGCUGCUAUUCCCAUCGCUGCCGUUCUUGCGACAUUUGUGACGCAUCACUUCACCAAUACAGAAGGCCUUACACCCUCGCAGGCCUUCGCGGCUCUGGCCUUGUUUCAUAUUCUGGUCACCCCUCUCUUCCUGCUCUCCACUGUCGUCAGAUUUGCUGUGAAAGCUCUCAUCAGUGUCCAGAAGCUUGGAGAGUUUCUCCAGAGUGAUGAAAUUGGAGACGACAGCUGGAGAAAUGGGGACAUAUCAGUAUCGUUGGACGCCGGAAAAAAACACCUGGGCAUGACCAAAGCCAUCAACAGGAAGCAGCCAAUGCGCUACCAGAUGGACCACUACGAGCAGCCGAGCAGGCGGCAGAUGAGACCCACGGAGACGGAGGAUGUGGCUGUAAAGGUGAGCAAUGGCGCCUUCACCUGGGGAAACAACCUACUGACUCUGUCGGACAUCAACAUCCGCAUCCCCACAGGUCAGCUGACAAUGAUUGUAGGUCAGGUGGGUUGUGGGAAGUCCUCCCUGCUGCUGGCCAUGCUCGGUGAGAUGCAAGCAGUUGAUGGAAUGGUCUACUGGAGCAACCUGCCUGAAUGUGAGAUGGUCCACGAGGGGAAUAUAAGUUGGUCAGAGACAGAGGAGUCUGACGAAGACAUCGGGAGUAAGAACAGAAACUCUGUGGCCUACGCCGCCCAGAAGUCCUGGCUGCUCAACGCCACUGUGGAGGAAAACAUCACCUUCGGCAGCCCCUUCAGCAAACAAAGGUACAAAGCAGUGAUUGAUGCCUGCUCUCUUCAGCCAGACAUCGACUUGCUGCCUUUUGGAGACCAAACCGAGAUUGGAGAGAGGGGCAUCAAUCUGAGUGGAGGUCAGAGACAAAGAAUCUGCGUGGCCAGAGCUCUGUACCAGAACACCAAUAUCGUCUUUUUGGACGAUCCCUUCUCAGCGCUGGACAUUCACCUCAGUGAUCACCUGAUGCAGGAGGGAAUCCUUAAGUUCCUGCAGGAUGAUAAACGAACCGUGGUCCUCGUCACCCACAAAUUACAGUAUCUCAUACACGCAGACUGGAUCAUAGCGAUGAAAGAUGGAUCUGUGCUCAGAGAGGGAACCCUGAAGGACAUUCAAACUCAUGAUAUCGAGCUUUACGAUCACUGGAAAACUCUGAUGAACAGACAGGACCAGGGGCUGGAGAAGGACAUACAACAGGACAGUCUAACGUUGCUUGAAAGGAAGACGCUGAGGAGAGCCUUCUACUCCAGAGAGGCGAAGAACCAAAUAGAUGAUGAGGAUGAAGAGGAAGAAGAGGAGGAAGAAGAGGAUGACAAUUUCUCCACAACCACCAACAGACGGUCAAAGAUUCCCUGGAAGGUGUGCUGGUGUUACCUGUCGUCUGGAGGCUUCUUGAUGGUCUUCCUGAUGAUUUCCUCCAAACUCCUUAAACACUCUGUCAUUGUUGCUAUUGAUUACUGGUUGGCCGUCUGGACGUCCUCCAAAACCAAUCAGAGCACAGGAGCAGGACCAGACGCGACUAACGGAACUAGCAACGUCACGAUGCGUACCGCUGGGGACGACUCUCACUAUCUGCCCGUGUUCAUCACUCUGUGUGCGGCUGGGAUCACUUUAUGCCUCAUCACCUCUCUCACCGUGGAGUUUCUGGGACUUUCUGCAGCCACCAAUCUGCACCACAACCUGCUGAACAAGAUCAUCCACGCUCCCAUUAGGUUCUUUGAUGUCACUCCUUUGGGGCAGAUACUUAACAGAUUCUCGGCCGAUACCAACAUCAUUGACCAGCACAUUCCUCCAACGCUGGAGUCUCUGACGAGAUCCACGCUGCUCUGUUUGUCAGCCAUCGGGGUCAUAGCGUCCAUCACUCCUGCUUUUCUGAUCGCCUUGAUUCCCCUGGCGGUGGCCUUCUACUUCAUUCAGAAGUAUUUCCGGGUCGCCUCCAAGGACCUCCAGGAUCUCGAUGACUCCACUCAACUUCCUCUGCUCUGCCACUUCUCUGAGACGGCAGAAGGUCUCACGACGAUAAGAGCGUUCAGACAUGAAGCACGAUUUAAACAGCGCAUGUUGGAGCUGACGGACACUAACAACACAGCCUACCUGUUUCUGUCUGCUGCUAACCGUUGGCUGGAGGUCCGAACGGACUACCUUGGAGCGGUGAUUGUGCUGACUGCAGCCGUCGCAUCAAUAUGGAGUUUACGCUACGACACUGGAGGUCUGGUGGGCCUCGGCCUCACGUACGCUCUCACUGUUACCAACUACCUGAACUGGGUUGUGAGGAACUUGGCAGACCUGGAGGUCCAGAUGGCAGCGGUGAAAAAGGUCAACAGCUUCCUCGGCACAGAGUCCGAAAACUACGAGGGCUCCAUGGACACCACUCAAGUCCCUGAGAACUGGCCCCAGAACGGUGAGAUAAAGAUCCAGGACCUGUGUGUGCGCUACGAUCCGAUGCUCAAGCCAGUGCUCAAACACGUCAACGCGUACAUCGACCCCGGCCAGAAGGUGGGAAUCUGCGGUCGCACGGGCAGUGGGAAGUCCUCUCUGUCGUUGGCAUUUUUCAACAUGGUGGACAUUUUUGAAGGGAAGAUCAUCAUUGACGGGAUUGACAUCUGUAAACUUCCUCUGCAAACGCUCAGGUCUCGGCUCUCCAUCAUCCUUCAGGAUCCGGUGUUGUUUAGUGGGUCAAUAAGGUUUAAUCUGGAUCCGGAGAGGAAGUGCACUGAUGAUCGCCUGUGGGAGGCGCUAGAGAUCGCUCAGCUGAAGAACAUGGUGAAAGCUCUGCCCGGAGGACUCGACGCGGCGGUGACGGAGGGGGGAGAGAACUUCAGCGUUGGGCAGAGGCAGCUCUUCUGUUUGGCCAGAGCCUUUGUCAGAAAGAGCAGCAUCCUCAUCAUGGACGAAGCCACAGCAUCUAUAGACAUGGCCACGGAAAACAUCCUCCAGAAGGUUGUGAUGACGGCGUUUGCAGACAGAACGGUUGUUACGAUCGCGCACCGUGUCCACACCAUCCUGACAGCCGAUCUGGUCAUUGUGAUGAAGCGAGGAAACAUCCUGGAGUACGACAAACCUGAGACUCUUUUGGAGCAGGAGGAUGGGAUGUUUGCUUCAUUCGUCAAAGCCGAUAUGUAGACUCACAACAGCUGGCUGACUGUUCUGUUCGGUGAUGAACUCUCGUUUUUUUUGGUAAACUUUGAAUCAUUUCUUAGUGAAGAGGACAAACACAAAAACUACACCGAAAAAGAUGAUGAGGGUGUUUCUGAACAGUUGUUUGUCUUAUGCCAUCAGUGUCAUCAUAUGACACCCGUACACACCGUUUAUAAUCAAACAUGCGAUCCACAUCGACAGGACUCAAGCAAAAGCAAAUACACAAAAAAUUCUUAAGUCGCAUUUAUACUGCUUAUAAGCAAAAAAGUGCAGAACUCAGAUUCACAGCAAAAAUAAUACAAAUAUUUCUCAAAAGGAGCAUCACUGUGUCUGAAAUCCACCUUCAACUCAAUGCUUUAUUUAUAUAAACAUUGUGGGAUUUGAAAUGCAGUCAUGUCUGAUAUUAGUGACAUCCAGUUUGAACUGACUCUUUUGAAAUCACGACAAAAUGUCAUGUCUGGAGCUCAGUGUUUUUAAAAAGCACAUUGAGGAUCAGGUUCUGCUGCGAAUCACUUGGGACGAGUUUCAGACUACGUCCAAAGCCUGGCUACUUCGGGAAACGCUCAGACAUUUAAUUAAAACUUUUAUACAUUUGGAUGUAUAAAAGUUGAUACCAGUUACUUUUAUACAUAAAUAAAAAUUUAAAUCAUUCAUUCAUUCAUUCAUUUUGAGCUUCUGGAAAAGUUAAAUGUUCCAGCUUGCUCUGAGUUAUUUGUAAACUUUCAGAAUAAAAGUCUGAACUUGGGUAAAAUUUCUUUUUUUCCCUUUCCUGCCUCAGCUUUUCCCCGCUUAGAUCAGGAGCUGCUUUCUGUGAAGAUACAACCUUCUGUUAUUACAUUUAACUAUGCCCUAUUCAUUGCUGUCCUUUUGAUUUUCUUGGCAUAUUAGUUUUAAUCUCAAAAACACAUAUCAUCUAAUGUAUUGCGGCUGGAAGAAAGGACAUUAGCCAUAUUUGAUAGAUUCUUAUUGUCAGUAAAUCCCAUGAUGGACCAAAAAUCGCUUUCUACAUAACUUUGGCAACACACAAACAAUAUAACCAGUAUUGAGUCAACAUGCCGCCCACAUGUGGACUUAAUCCGAAAAUUAAAAUAAUAUCAUGUGAAUUAAUUUGAUCUUAUUGAUUUAAAGUCUGAAAAAGUUUGUACAGCCAAGAUUGUAAUUAGAAGAGUCAUCUGGUCCUUGCCAGGACUUAAUUUAAGUAAAUACAGCCUCAGAUGGACAACAAUACUUGAUGUGUUAAAACCAUAUCAUUACUUUUUUAAUAAGAAAUAAGCUGAAGUGCAGAAGCAGUGUGUGAAAAUCAAACAAUAUCCCCUGAUUCAGUAGUUUUCAGAACCGUCCUCAGCGUUCAGAUUUCAAUCAGUUCAGUGCAGACUGCCAACUGUUUUGCACGUGUCAAUAAUCUUUCUCACUGUAGAAGGCUAAACUCAGAAAUUCAGUUUCAUAAAGGUGCUCACAGCUGCUGCUGAUCAAUUGAUCGAGUAUAUUUGAUUGGCAGCAAGUAUUUUCACACUUCCUCUGCAGCUUGGCUUACUUUUUGUUUUAUAUAAAUAUCGUUUCUGGUAUGUUACAGGUGUACUUUCUUUUUCCCAUAACUGUAUAGUAUUAGAGAUGCUUUUUGAAGUUUGAUCGAUUUAUGUAUCACUGACUGAAGUCCUUCCAUGGGAUUUGUGACAAUAAGAGAAAUGUCGUCUUUUGCAAUCAUUUUGAAAAUGAUUGUAUCCCAGUUUACCUUCAUGGGGCUGGGAAAACUGAAGAAAUUAAGGUUUUGGUUUUUUCAGGCUCAGGAGAGCUUAUACGUUUUUUUUAUACUGACAGGAGUCUUUAAAUAUGUAAAAACAUUUGUUUACCUUUUUAAAUAAUAUACCACCUGUAUCGGUUUAUACUCGCUAACACAAAUAUUAUGCAACAAUAAGGAAGGAAAAUAGUUUUACAUGUUGGCUUUUCUUUAUUGUUUUUGUACAGACCUUUGUGCAGGUUUCUUUCACUGUGAAAUAUUUCAAAUCUUAUUAUCGGUGUGUUAUGCACUUCAGUCCUGCUGCGGAGGUAAAACUGAUAGAAGAGACGUGAGGCUGACAUGACGUCAGGAGUUCUGAGUGGAUUUAUUGACAUUUUUGAUGCCUCCAAUUUUAUUUUAUUUUAUUUUUUAAUAUGAAUUGGUGACCGUCCUACCAAUAAUUACCACCAAAAAAUCUCUUCUUACUAUCGGUCGUGUCAUAAAUCAACAGGAAAAAAAUUAUUUAGAUGAACAUUUUUGACGAUCCAAUCAAACUCAUGACGGUAGAAUGAUUAAAAGAUAUUUGGAGCAACAAACUUUGAUGUAAAUAAGGCAGAAAUAAACCUGAAAUGAAUGCAGAACACUUAAAAAUGUGCAAUGACUCUUUAUCAGCAGCCCCACAGCUUCCUCUCCAACUUUUGUGUGUGUUUUUCAUGACCUACUGCACCGUUUAAAGGAUCCCUUGGGGACAAAUAAAGUUUUCUAACUUGAAUUGAAUUGAACUUCAGCACAGUAGUAAUAUCUAAAAAUGUCUCAAUAAUGGCCUGGAGUAGAAAUGGUUUCAUAAUUUUUAUCAAUCUUCAUCCAUCCUACCAAAAACUACUUUUUCCCUCGUUUUUUCUUAAAAAUCCUAUUAGGGACUUCCAGACACAUUGGCACAAAAGUGAAUCUGGAGUAGAAAGAACGCUGCUAAAAUUUUAACAUUUAAAACUAACAAGGCAAUAUUAUAGAUGGGCUUAGUGGUUAGCACUGUCACAGCUUAAUUAAAGUAUGUUGUGUGCUUUAUGUUUGUUGUAAUUGGCCUCUUGCUUUUGUGCAAUAUUUUGUCAUGACCAUGUAGAUUCAUUAAAUUAGUUCUGAUUUUUAAAUCUGAGCCCGUCAUAUCAGUCUAUAUUUAUAUAAAUGUUCAAAAUCAACUAAAAUAAUCUCUCAUAUUCAUCAUUCUGUGCCAUAUGUGUUGCAUCAAACCUAGCUAAUAAGCUGCAACAUAACAGUUUAUUUUUCUAUCUCUCAGCCUGUCAUAAUUGUAUUGCCAUAUUUGAUUUCAUUUUACUGCUGUGGGCUUCUGAGUCAAAAGAGAAAGAAAUUAAAAGCAGUAAUUAUUCCUCAAAUGACAAAUUUUUUAUCCCUUUAUUCAUGUUUCAUUUCAUUUAUUUAUCAUAGAACUUUUUUUGUGGCUAAUUUGGCAAACCAAAUUGUACUUGCAGUAUAUUUCUUAAUCCUUAAAUUCAUUGAUUCACCAUGUAAUCUGAUUUAAUCUUACCUAGUAGAACCAUAAAUAAAUGACAAAUUAAAUGUACUAAAAAUCUUCAGACAAACAUGGUGAAUAGAUCUGUUCCUGUUGAAUAACCUGCAUUCUGACUUUUUAAAAUACGUGAAUAAUCUUGUCAAACAGGUUUGUUUCUGGCCUUUUUUCCCACCUUCCCUCUGCUCUAUCAGUUGUAUUUCUACACCAACAUUAGUACAAACACUGUCGGGUGUCGCGGCUCAACCUACAGUCGCUGAACCUGCUGUCUGUCUGCAUUCAUGCUUUGCUGAAUUUAUUAUUAUCGUCAGGGACAACAGACACCAAACACAAGCUCCCGGUAUCUAGAGAUGUUUUAAACUUACAGCGAUUGUCUUAUUGUUUGUUUAUCUAUUCUAUUUCUGUUUCUCAAGCCAGUGAGGAGGAAUUCAAAAAAAUUCAUAAGUUCAGACUCAUUAUUGUCAAUAUUAAAGGAAGGGUAGGUGAUUCUUUAAAAUUGCUUACCCUGCCUUUAAAAGUGAAUCAAACUGCAACAUCUGAAGUGAACGAUUAGUAUUUGAGCAAUAUUUUUUUUACUAUUUUCAAAUAAUGUGUUUCUAACAUGUGUCAUGGACGUAUGGACUUCUAGUCCAUGAAGGAUCGCAGUUGGGAAAAACAGAGAAAAUAAAGUCAACGUCACCAAAAGUUUACUUUCAUAUCCGCUCUGUCUGAUGGAAAUUUUGUGCAAUGAUGUCAUAAGUCAUGCUCUUUUUUUUUCCGAUAAGGAAAAUACAUUGCACCGUAUAUAUUUGAGGAGACCUGUAUUCUAUAUAAUAUUUCAUAAUUGUUCUCUUUCACUCUGUUAACUGUAAUGUCAUUUUUUUCAUGUGACAAUGUAUGAAUGAUGAAUAUUUAUACGGUUUGUGUGUAUAUACAUGUAUACAGACUGUCUGAAGAAGCAUUUUUCUCCAGAAUCCCUCGUUGCAUCUCUCUGGGAGUGGUGCUGUUGUCCCUUUUUAUAUUGUUUUUUACUGACUACACUGACGUACCUAUUGAGAUUUUAAAGGACUGUACUGUUCACUGAUUGCCAAGCAGAUUAUGUCAGAUAUUAUUUUACUCUCAGAUGUUUCAUCUCAAGAACUCAUCCCUUCAGUUUUCCAUUGUUCCUGUCUCCACACCUACACAGCGGUUUGUUGUGUUUUAUUGGACAACUGUUGUCCAGUCGUUUGUUUCAACCUCUUCAUCUUCCUCAAGUUAUCCUCUUGGUUUUUUUUUUUAGUUGAUGACGGUACACGCUCCCUGUUCUUUGAUCCACAUCCAGAUGACUUUUUUGUGUUGGCUACUAGUACUUUUCAGCUACAGGUUGUGUUUAAUUUGAUUUGUGUGUAUGUGUGUGAAAUGUAGGAACCUUGUGUAUUGUGGUUUCACAAACUCGAACCUUCUCACUGCUGACAGCUUUUUUUUACAUCAGAGGUCGUCUUCAGAGCAGCGUCACUGCCUCAGUACACCGGGAGAGCAGAUUCAUUUAUUUUGCUCUGUUAAAGUACAUAAAUGCAGAUCAUUGUAAUUUAGGGAGUGUUUCAGUGGUGACGAAGUGUGUUUCCACGCUUCACAGUUUUCUCAGACUUUCUAUUCACAAACUGUCUACUUGGAUGUUUUGAACGAACUCAAACCUGAGUGUAACAGAGCGGGUGUCAUGCCUACAUCCUCGGAUCUGUGCAAAAAACUUUUUAAUUCACAUCUGACUGUAAAUCAAAGCAUUUUAAAUUGUUUUCACAGGUACAGGUCUGUUUUGUAUGAAUUUUUCUACUCUGCGAUUAUGUACAUGCCGUAAGCUGCCUGAAUAACUGACAGUUUUAAACACAUCUGUAGUAAAUGUGUGCCUAUUAUUUUUUCUUUUUUUUUUUUUUACACUUUUAAUCGUAUUAAAACCGUUUUGAGAGACA